CAACAUUACUACGUACAAAACACAAAUUAAAUAUGGCCGACAAACCAAAACGUCCACUAUCUGCGUACAUGAUAUGGCUGAGCAGCGUACGCGAGUCCAUCAAGCGGGAGAAUCCUGGCAUUAAAGUUACUGAGGUGGCGAAGCGCGGUGGCGAACUCUGGCGCGGACUGCGGGACAAGUCUGAGUGGGAGGCAAAGGCAGCCAAGGCCAAGGAAGAUUACAAUCGUGCCAUGCAAGAGUUUAAGGCGAAUGGUGGCGACAACGCAGGCUACCGUGGUGGUGCCAGGAAGCGCGCAAAGCCAGCAAAGAACCCAGCAAAGAAACAAUCGAAAAGGAGCAAGAAGGAUGAGUCUGAUGACGAUGAGGUGGAUGAGAGCGACUAAAUUAACAACAGUGGACCUGUCAAUCGUCGUCAGAUGUUUUUCUCUACUCUAAAUUACACACCCAGCCGAUGUUUCUUGUUAAAAUUUUACUUGUGUAUUACACUUUUCGAUGAUAUAUUGAGGCAUUAUCGUCUCUACAUACAUAUGUCA
Molecule: messenger RNA, 533 nt
Organism: Scaptodrosophila lebanonensis
Lineage: Eukaryota; Metazoa; Arthropoda; Insecta; Diptera; Drosophilidae
Product: high mobility group protein D-like
Exons: 1
Coding region: 33-383 (116 amino acids)
Molecular function (GO): transcription cis-regulatory region binding
Source: RefSeq, a predicted model, not a curated record